This is a messenger RNA of Chrysochloris asiatica (Cape golden mole), 774 nucleotides long. It is a transcript of the gene TMEM70, whose product is annotated as transmembrane protein 70. Gene Ontology annotation, biological process: mitochondrial proton-transporting ATP synthase complex assembly. Gene Ontology annotation, cellular component: mitochondrial membrane. NCBI's taxonomy places the organism in Eukaryota, Metazoa, Chordata, Mammalia, Afrosoricida, Chrysochloridae. Bases 1 to 774 code for a protein of 257 amino acids. The transcript is spliced from 3 exons. The record is from RefSeq and is a predicted model, not a curated record.
AUGCUGCUUCUAGCGUUCGGCGGCCCGUGGGCAGCCAGGCUGCGCCUUUGCGGGAAGAGGGCGGCGCCGUGGGCCUCAGACGGGUUCCAAAACACCAGGGCGGCUGUUUCCUGGCUGGCCGCCUCCAGCGGUUCCUCGGGGCAGGUCGGCAGCGGUCGCGUAGGGCUGCGGGGAGGCGCGCUGCCUCUCCGGCCUCAGGGACGAGCGCAGAUACUUGUUUGUUGGGAAAGAUAUGUCAGAUGCUUACAUACACAACUUGAAAAAUCAGAAGAUGGAAGACUGAUUUAUACUGGGAAUCAAGCCCGAACAGUAUUUGGUGUGAAGUGUUUCUCUUAUUCUACAAGUGCCAUCAGUCUUGCUUCUCUACCAUACAUUUUUGCACAAAGUAACAUUGUAUUUGGAAGUUUGCCUUUGCAGAUCUUAUUUUAUGGCAUCAUAGGAAGCUUUACAGUGAUCACUCCAGUACUGCUUCACUUUGUGACAAAAGGCUAUGUUGUUCGACUGUACCAUGAGGCCACGACAGACACUUACAAAGCCAUUACUUACAAUGUUGUGCUUUCAGAAACAAGUACAGUGUUCCACCAGAAUGAUGUGAAGAUUCCAGAAAGCACACAUGUAUUCACCACAUUUUAUGCUAAAACAAAAUCAUUAUUAGUUAAUCCAGUGCUCUUUCCAAACCCUCAGGACUAUAACCAUCUAAUGGGUUAUGACAAACCAUUCACCUUUGAUAUGGAAGAAGCUAGUGAAAAGAAACAGUGUCAAGAUGAGAAAUAA